Pomacea canaliculata is the source of this 507-nucleotide messenger RNA. RefSeq names its product histone H2A. Gene Ontology annotation, molecular function: protein heterodimerization activity; structural constituent of chromatin; DNA binding. The coding region runs from base 47 to 433 and encodes 128 amino acids. Lineage: Eukaryota; Metazoa; Mollusca; Gastropoda; Architaenioglossa; Ampullariidae. The transcript has a single exon. The record is from RefSeq and is a predicted model, not a curated record. Gene Ontology annotation, cellular component: nucleosome.
ACGCUCGAUUGCACUCGUUUCUCACAAAUCAACUGACGCUCGCAUCAUGUCUGGCCGUGGCAAGGGAGGCAAAGUGAAGGGAAAGAGCAAGAGUCGCUCUUCUCGCGCCGGUCUACAGUUCCCUGUGGGACGCAUCCAUCGUCUGCUUCGCAAAGGCAACUAUGCCGAGCGCGUGGGUGCAGGAGCUCCCGUGUACCUGGCUGCCGUGCUGGAGUACCUGGCUGCUGAGGUGUUGGAGUUGGCUGGCAACGCCGCUCGCGACAACAAGAAGACGAGAAUCAUCCCCCGUCACCUGCAGCUGGCCAUCCGCAACGACGAGGAGUUGAACAAGCUUCUGUCCGGCGUCACCAUCGCGCAAGGUGGUGUGCUGCCCAACAUCCAGGCCGUCCUCCUCCCCAAGAAAACCCAGAAGCCGCCAAGCGGUGGCAAAUAGGUUGCUACUACUCGUCACAACUUAUCCCAGCAACUUAGCAUCCUGCCUACUAAUGGUCCUUUUCAGGACCUCCA